UAAUUGGUUCAGCCCAAUGUUGUUCAGCGUAGCGCAGGGCAGGUGGAAGGUAGUAGUUGCUGCUAGCUGGCAGAGAAUGCGCAGGAGAGGGCGGCUGGUGUGCUGUACUGCUCAGCUACUGCUUUUGCUGUGCGGAGUGUUUAGGGCGGCUUCUGCUGGCAGAUCUUUACCCACUUUUAAUGAUGACAUCCCGUUUCGGCUCAACUGGCCUGGUCCGGACUUUUCACUGCCAACCACAGGUAUACCAUACAAAGAAGAUAAUUAUAUCAUCUUGACCACAGCGGAUAAAGAAAAAUAUAAGUGUAUGCUUCCAUUGAUGGGCAGUGAUAAUGAGGAAGACGACAGAGAUUAUAAAGGCCCUACACCAGGUGAUUUGUUAGAACCACUCUUCAAACAAAGUAGUUGCUCAUAUAGGAUUGAGUCUUACUGGACAUAUGAGGUGUGUCAUGGAAAACAUAUUCGGCAGUAUCAUGAAGAUAAAGAAACUGGGAAGAAACCAGAUAUUCAAGAAUACUACCUUGGGAACAUGAUGAAAAAAAACUCAUUGGCAGAAACAGGUGAAAAACAGGAUGAAAGCGAGAAAACUGAGUAUCUACGAGAUAGCCACACAAAAAAUAUCGAAGGGCAAAUUACUCCAUAUUAUCCUAUAGAGAUGGGAAAUGGAACCCCCUGUAGUUUAAAGCAAGACCUACCUAGGAGCAGUACAGUCAUGUAUAUUUGUCAUCCGGAUGCAAAGCAUGAAAUUCUAUCCGUUGCUGAAAUAACAACUUGUGAAUAUGAAAUUGUAAUUCUGACACCUCUUCUCUGUAGCCAUCCCAAGUAUAGGUUUAGAACCUCGCCUAUAAAUGAUAUAUUUUGUCAGUCAAUGCCAGGAUCUCCUCUAAGGCCUCAGAGUCUUGAGAAACUUGAACAACAGCAAGAAAUAGUUAAGGGGCCAUUUAAAACCAACAAGGAGGAAGAACGUCAAGCCAUGAAAGAGAAGUUUUCUACUAUUCAUAAGCCAGUUGCAGUUGGAACUCAGCAGCAAGUAACUGUGGGAACUACCCACAUUUCCAAACUGACAGAUGAGCAGCUUAUCAAGGAGUUCCUCAGUGGCUCGUAUUGCUUUCAUGGGGGUGUUGGUUGGUGGAAGUAUGAAUUUUGCUAUGGGAAAUACGUCCAUCAAUACCAUGAGGAUAAAGACACUGGUAAAACAACUGUAGUAGUGGGUACUUGGAAAAAAGAUGAACACCUAGACUGGGCUAAGAAAAAUAAUGCUAGGACAUAUCUUGUAGGAGGAGAUGGAGUACAAACUGUGAGAAUGGUAUCACAUUUCUAUGGUAGUGGUGACAUUUGUGAGUUGAAUGAGAAACCAAGACAGGUCAUUGUAAAAUUAAAGUGCAAAGAAUCUGAGUCUCCUCAUGCAGUUACUAUAUAUAUGCUUGAGCCACAGUCCUGUCAAUACAUCCUUGGAGUGGAGUCUCCUGUAAUAUGUAAAAUUUUGGACACUGCAGAUGAAAAUGGACUACUUUCGAUUCCCAACUGAUAAGAAAGCCAAUACGUGUUCUGCAGACCUGUAAGAAUAAGAUCCACGAAAGCAGAGCCUUGACAUGUACAAAGACUUGUUACAAAUUGUGUAUAUGUGUGUAAAUAAUUGAUAAUACAGUAAAUUUGAAAUAUGAAUGUUA
Molecule: messenger RNA, 1667 nt
Organism: Bombina bombina (fire-bellied toad)
Lineage: Eukaryota; Metazoa; Chordata; Amphibia; Anura; Bombinatoridae
Gene: ERLEC1
Product: endoplasmic reticulum lectin 1
Exons: 14
Coding region: 17-1525 (502 amino acids)
Biological process (GO): retrograde protein transport, ER to cytosol; endoplasmic reticulum unfolded protein response
Cellular component (GO): endoplasmic reticulum lumen
Source: RefSeq, a predicted model, not a curated record